AUCAGACACUAUUCGCCCGCCCAUUUUGAGCAAAGCUUGGUAGAGAGAGUGCAUCAUGUCUUCAAAAAGAGAGGAGCAGCUGCGGGACCAAUUCAUUAUCAGUUUUGAAUUAAACAUUACGAAACACGCGGUACAUGUGGACGUCCUCCAAUUAAAUCUUUGCAGGUCUCGCAUCCUGCUGAUUUAAUGAGGAUUUGGACAAGUUUACAAGAAGAUUUGCACUGGAGAGAAAAGAAUUGCUAGAAGAUUACAAACAUAUUUAACAAAAAAAAAAGCUGCGAGGAGCAAAGAAAAAAAAAGAAAUUGCACUCCCAUUCCAAGGCGGCAAAACCAUUUAAAAUUAAGUGAAACCUGCAAGACGAUUUUUCGACAGGAUCAAAGACAAGAGAGUGUCGUCUUGUUACAGAAGAAGGAAGCGCGAGAAAUUAAGUAAAGCUUCAGCUUCAACUUGCACUGUUGCGAACAUUUAUUUCUCCAUCCCUUCACCGAUAUUCUGGAGGAAAAAAAAAGGAAAAUCGAAGAAUCUGACUACAGGGCACGCGAUUGCUAAUACUGGUUGCCAUCUCCUUUUUUUUGUGUGUUUUCGUUUUCUUACGUUGCCGCACACAAAACCCUUUUUUUUGUUGGUGUUGUUGUAUGUGAUUCUCCAGGACCACUUCGCUUUUGUGUGGUGUGUUAGAACAUUGAUUGUGUUGCGGCAGAGUAUGGACGAGCAGACCCGGAUGAUGCAGACCCUUGCCGGUGUAAACCUGGCUGGUCACUCGGUACAAGGAGGAAUGGCUUUGCCUCCACCCCACGGACACGACGGGACAGACGGAGACGGGAGGAAACAGGACAUCGGUGACAUCCUGCAUCAGAUCAUGACCAUCACAGACCAAAGCCUGGAUGAGGCGCAAGCAAAGAAACACGGACUGAACUGUCACAGAAUGAAGCCGGCGCUCUUCAGUGUGCUUUGUGAAAUUAAAGAAAAAACCGGUCUCAGUAUUCGAGGGGCACAAGAAGAGGACCCUCCAGAUCCACAGCUCAUGCGGCUGGACAACAUGCUGCUGGCAGAAGGUGUGUCGGGACCAGAAAAGGGUGGCGGAUCAGCGGCAGCGGCGGCCGCGGCGGCAGCUUCAGGAGGGGCGACAGACAACUCCAUCGAGCACUCCGAUUACCGGGCGAAACUCACACAGAUCCGACAAAUCUACCACACGGAGCUGGAGAAAUAUGAGCAGGCAUGCAAUGAGUUCACGACCCACGUGAUGAACUUACUGAGGGAGCAGAGUCGGACACGUCCCAUUUCACCGAAGGAGAUCGAGAGGAUGGUCAGCAUCAUUCAUCGCAAAUUCAGUUCUAUCCAGAUGCAGCUCAAGCAAAGCACCUGUGAAGCAGUCAUGAUUUUACGCUCCAGAUUUCUUGAUGCACGGAGAAAGAGACGCAAUUUCAGCAAACAGGCGACGGAAAUUUUGAACGAGUAUUUCUACUCACACCUCAGCAAUCCCUACCCCAGUGAAGAAGCCAAAGAAGAGCUGGCCAAAAAGUGCAGCAUCACGGUGUCGCAGGGAAUGGGCAUCUCCAUCACAGUGUCACAGGUAUCAAACUGGUUUGGGAACAAGAGAAUAAGGUACAAGAAAAACAUCGGAAAGUUCCAAGAAGAAGCAAACCUGUAUGCUGCCAAAACGGCGGUAACGGCCGCGCAUGCGGCGGCCGCUGCGGUCCAGAACAGCCAAACCAACUCGCCAACGACACCAAACUCCGGUUCUUCUGGUUCUUUUAACAUCCCAAAUACUGGGGACAUGUUCUUGAGCAUGCAGAGUCUGAAUGGGGAUUCUUACCAGGGGUCCCAAGUCGGAGCCAAUGUGCAGUCGCAGGUGGAUACCCUGCGUCAUGUUAUCAAUCAGACGGCAGGCUACAAUGAUGGUCUAGGAGGGAAUUCGCUAUAUAGUCCACACGGCUUAAAUGCCAAUGGUGGAUGGCAAGAUGCGACCACUCCUUCGUCCGUGACGUCCCCGACAGAAGGCCCUGGAAGCGUCCACUCUGAUACCUCUAACUGAUCUCUUUUUACAUACAUCCAUUCCUUAAGCUGACCAGGCUUUGAGUAGCACUGACUGAGUGACCAAUUGGAAACGAUGAAUGGAUUGUCUUGGAGCCAAUCGCCUGGCUGCGUUUUACUGUAAACCUUCCCUCUCCCCUGCCGACCUGUCCCCCCCAUCCUUUUGAACCCAUUAUGGUGCUCCAGUGCCCCUCCCCAUCACUUUUCGGACACUCCCGAUGUCGUCCAUCUGAUUCUGGGACGCCGCUGGACACGAGCCACACUGCCAGACCGAAGUGGACUCGACGCUGUCCUCCUGCCGGCCCCCACUAUGCUAACUGUCCUGUCAUUUGUAACAAUGGACUCCCUCGGUGAUGGCGCACCUCCUUUUUAUUUGUGUGGGACGCGUCGCAGACUUGGACUGAGGCUGGUGUCACUGGUCUGGAGGGUCUCACCUGAUUGAUCUGUUGAGCUUUAUGCCACCCCACCCAUGUAUAUUGUGUUGGGGUGGGGUGGGGGGGCACCACUUUUGUAAAGCAGAGUUCCUCAUUUUUAUUGUUCUGGCUGAACUUGUACCGGUUCUUGAAGACUCUUACUGAAGGUGGC
This is a messenger RNA of Erpetoichthys calabaricus (reedfish), 2620 nucleotides long. RefSeq names its product pre-B-cell leukemia transcription factor 3. NCBI's taxonomy places the organism in Eukaryota, Metazoa, Chordata, Cladistia, Polypteriformes, Polypteridae. Bases 705 to 2036 code for a protein of 443 amino acids. Gene Ontology annotation, biological process: embryonic organ development; regulation of transcription by RNA polymerase II; eye development. Gene Ontology annotation, cellular component: nucleus. Gene Ontology annotation, molecular function: RNA polymerase II cis-regulatory region sequence-specific DNA binding; DNA-binding transcription factor activity, RNA polymerase II-specific. The transcript has 12 exons. The record is from RefSeq and is a predicted model, not a curated record.